GCACUGGGAAGGGUUCCAGCCCACCCAUCGGGUAUAAAUGGGGCCGGGUGGCCGGGCAGGGGAGACGCUGCCUCAUUCCUGGGACAAAAGCAGGAGGCUACGCAGAAGUGAGAGCUCCACUCAGAGAUGGUGCGUGCUGGCGUGAGCCUGAAGGCCACUGUCCUCUGCCUCUUGGCCUGGGCUGGCCUGGCCACUGCGGACCGGGUGUACAUACACCCCUUCCACCUCCUCUUCCUCAGCAAGAGCAGCUGUGAGCAGCUGGAGAAAGCUGCUGCAGAGGUGCCCCGAGACCCGGCCUUCACGCCAGUCCCGAUUCAGGCCAAGACGUCCCCUGUAGAUGAGGAGGCCCUGCGUGAUCAGCUGGCUCUGGCCACUAGGAAGCUGGAGCGUGAGGACUCGCUGAGGGCCAAGGAUGUUGGGAUGCUGGCCAACUUCAUGGGCUUCCGCAUGUACAAGGCGCUGAAAGAGACGCGCAGCACGUCCGGCAGGGCCCUCCUCUCCCCGACGGCUCUCUUUGGCACCCUGGCCUCGUUCUACCUGGGGGCGUUGGACCCCACAGCCAGGAAGCUGCAGGUGUUCCUGGGUGUCCCCGAGGACCAGAACUGCACCUCCCGGCUAGAUGGGCACAAGGUCCUCUCGGCGCUGCAGACCAUCCAGGGCCUUCUGGUGGCCCAGGGCGGGGCUGGUGGCCAGGCCCGGCUGUUGCUGUCCACUGUGGUGGGCCGGUUCACGGCCCCCGGCCUGCGCCUGCAGCGGCCCUUCGUGCAGAGCCUGGGUCUCUUCGCCCCUGUCGUUCUCCCACGCUCCCUGGACAUGUCCACUGACCCAGACCUCGCCACCGAGAAGAUCAAUAGGUUCAUGCAGGCCGUGACGGGCUGGAAGAUGAACAGACCCCUGCGGGGACUUAGCGCAGACAGCACCCUGCUUUUCAACACCUACGUCCACUUCCAAGCGACAAUGAAGGGCUUCUCUCUGCUGGCCGCGCCCCGGGAGUUCUGGGUGGACAACGGCACCUCGGUGCUUGUGCACAUGCUCUCGGGCACCGGCACCUUCCGGCACUGGAGUGACGCCCAGAACAACUUCUCGGUGACGAGCGUGCCCCUGGGCCAGAGCGCCUGCCUGCUGCUGAUCCAGCCCCACGGCACCUCCGACCUGGGCCAGGCCGAGGCCCUCGCCUUCCAGCACGACUUCUCUUCCUGGAUGAAGACUCAGCCUCCGCGGGCCAUCCGUCUGACGCUGCCCCAGCUGGUGCUGCAAGGAUCCUACGACCUGCAGGACCUGCUCACCCAGGUCAAGCUGCCUACCCUGCUGGGCCCUGAGCAGAACCUGGGCAAAAUCAGCGAUGCCAACCUCAGAGUGGGAAAGGUGCUGAACAGUGUCCUUUUCGAGCUCAAAGCGGCCGGGGGAGAGCAGCCCACAGAGCCCGCCCUGCAGCCACAGGGGCCCAAGGCCCUGGAGGUGACCCUGAACAGCCCGUUCCUGUUCGCCGUCUAUGAGAAAGACACCACUGCCCUGCACUUCCUGGGCCGCGUGGUCAACCCGCAGAGCGCGGCGUGAGGCCGGGACCUCCCUGGAGACAGGCAGUGGCUGACAGACCUGGGUGGCCGUCCCGUGUCCCCACCUUUCCCGCUGCUGAGCCGACAGGGCCGAGGCGGCCGCUCCUCCCCAUGAGAGCGUCCUGUGCCAGGGGAGCAGCUGAGACCUACGGGCUGGGGGGUCGUGUGGAUGACAAAAAGGUGGGGUGCUGAGUGCAGGACAGACAUUGGGGAAGGAUUCUGAACCCCCCAACCUGCUUAGGUUACCAAGAGGGUUCCCUUCUUAAUUUGGAUUUUGAAAUUAAAAUACCUUUCCAUUGCUU
This is a messenger RNA of Tupaia belangeri chinensis (Chinese tree shrew), 1858 nucleotides long. It is a transcript of the gene AGT, whose product is annotated as angiotensinogen. Gene Ontology annotation, molecular function: serine-type endopeptidase inhibitor activity. Gene Ontology annotation, biological process: regulation of apoptotic process; regulation of systemic arterial blood pressure by renin-angiotensin. Lineage: Eukaryota; Metazoa; Chordata; Mammalia; Scandentia; Tupaiidae. The record is from RefSeq and is a predicted model, not a curated record. Bases 127 to 1557 code for a protein of 476 amino acids. The transcript has 5 exons.